Messenger RNA from Daphnia pulex (common water flea), 2384 nucleotides. RefSeq names its product zinc/cadmium resistance protein-like. Gene Ontology annotation, biological process: intracellular zinc ion homeostasis; detoxification of zinc ion; zinc ion transmembrane transport. Gene Ontology annotation, cellular component: membrane. The record is from RefSeq and is a predicted model, not a curated record. Gene Ontology annotation, molecular function: zinc ion transmembrane transporter activity. The transcript is spliced from 10 exons. The coding region runs from base 426 to 1832 and encodes 468 amino acids. Lineage: Eukaryota; Metazoa; Arthropoda; Branchiopoda; Diplostraca; Daphniidae.
GGAAAAGUGAAAUGCGAGCAAAAUUUUAUUGGAAAAAUUUCUAAUAAAAGAAAUUUGUUUUAUUGCUUUACACCAAUGCAAAUCUGUUUCUAUUUUAUUAUUAUUUAGGUAACUAAUUUCCUUCUUGUGUCAUUCAUAAUUACUUUCAUUCGCAGCUUCCAAGUUCCAGCGUGACGUCCCAGUCCAAUCAUGUCCAACUGUCCGAGUAAUCUUGUCCUGAUUUUCUUGUUAUUACGCAAGUAGCCAAGUAUUGCGUGCUACUAACCUAUUUUUAAACGGUUACUUUUGUUGUGUGAAAAAAUUUCUCUUCCAUUUUGUCCUGCUAGGUACAGAAAUAAUUGUGCGAUACCCGUCAUUGAACCUUGUCCGCCUACAUAGUAGGCUACACGGCGACACUGACGCGACAAAAAUACGUUUCAGAAAAAAUGGGGCGAUAUUCCGGAAAGAAAUGUCGCUUGCUUUCAAUGAUUGCCCUUACCACCAGUUUUUUCGUCAUUGAGUUGGUUGUUGGAUAUGUCACGAAUUCAAUGGCCUUAGUAGCUGAUAGUUUUCACAUGCUCAGUGACGUAGUUUCAAUUGUUAUCGCCUUUCUUUCAGUCAAGAUGUCGCCAAAGAAGUGGUCAAAGAAUACCUUUGGAUGGGCUCGAGCUGAAGUCCUCGGUGCCCUGGUUAACUCAGUGUUCCUUAUUGCUUUGUGUUUCUCUAUCCUAGUCGAGUCUCUGAAAAGAUUCAUUGAAAUUGAAGAGAUUCAUGAUCCUCAACUCAUUCUUGUUGUUGGCUGCAUUGGCCUCUUUGUGAAUCUUAUUGGCCUUUUGCUUUUCCACGAGCACGGCCAUAGUCACGGAGGCAAAAGUCACGGACACAGCCAUGGAGGCGGUGGCAGCAGCCACGGGCACAGCCACAGUGAUGGUCAUGGUCAUGGCCAUUCACACCUGCAGCACGGGCAUUCUCAUCUUGCCCAGUUAGCCGAUAUUGACGACAAUGAAAACGACGCUGUAUACGAGCUUGAGAAUUCGCCCCACGCCAAUUCGAAAACUGCCAAAACCAAAAAGUCCAAACCCAAAAACCUCAACAUGCACGGAGUCUUCUUGCACGUCCUAGCCGAUGCUCUCGGAUCGGUUGUCGUCAUUGUUUCUGCCCUCGUCAUUUGGCUGACGGAAUGGGAGUACAAACUGUACGUUGAUCCCGCUCUCAGCGUGGCCAUGGUCUGCCUGAUUAUGUGGUCCACUUGGCCAUUGUUGCACGAGUCUGCCUUGAUUCUACUGCAAACCGUCCCGACUCACAUCCAGUUGGACGACAUUCAGCGCAAAUUGCUUAGCCAAGUUGAAGGAGUUUUGGCAGUCCACGAAUUUCACGUCUGGCAGCUGGCAGGAGAUCGGAUUAUCGCUUCAGCUCACAUUCGGUGCCGCAAUCUGUCGGACUAUAUGAAAAUCGCCGAGAGGGUCAAAGAAUUUUUCCACAAUGAAGGAAUUCACUCGACUACCAUCCAGCCAGAAUUCACUGAACUUCCUGGAGACGAAAGUGCCAGCGAGACAGAGAGUUGCGCAUUGGAUUGCCCAGCCAAAGAGACGUGCGAAGCCAACACUUGCUGCGGUCCAUCCAAACAGGGUCGAGAGACUGAACAGUUACUGGAAAUCACUGCCAACGAUUGCCGUCAGCGUUCGACAGCCAACGGACUGGCCAACCGGAUCGUGGCGCCCAAUCCAUUGCCAAGAGCGGAUGAAAGCGGAGCGGACGAGUUGAUGCUGGCCAAUUCGUGCUGCGCCGAGCAAGAAGCGGCGGCUCAUUCACGUUUACUUCAUGACGUCAAUUCCAUUGCAAUCAAGUCCUGAUUUUUAUUCAACAGAAUCCAGCCAUCCUUUUUUGGUUUUAUCACAAGUUUGACUGAAACAAACUUGACAAAAGUGGAAAAUUUUUUAUAAACAAAAGUGCUAAGCGAUCCCAACCUAGAAUUUUUUUGCGUUUAUAUUCGGUUGAUAAUUGUUUGUUUUUUAAAAACAGAUUUGCUCCAUCCAAAAAAUGAAUUUUGAUGGUGUCAUGUUCCUCUCAAAAUACGCGUCGAGUCUCUCAAUCCUCGACGUGUGUGUCACUUUUUUUUUUUUUUUGAAAUUGUGUACAAACAAACUGCCGGCCUUUGUUGCCGUAUUGUCUGUGUUGACUCGAGUAGUUUUUUUCUUUUUUGUUGUUUGUUUUGUUUCACUCUUUUUUAUCGUCUCGUUCUCCGUCGAAACAAAAUUUUGCUUAAUCCAAUCACUUUUGAGUGUGGCCUGAAAUUGUUUUGUCCUUCUUCUUCUUGUCUAUAAACUUUCAAUGUCGUCCCCUCACACAAUCUUUUUUUAUCUUGUAUUUGUGACAUUGAUAUAUAAUGCAAUUAGACAUUCAAA